This is a messenger RNA of Gasterosteus aculeatus aculeatus (three-spined stickleback), 1339 nucleotides long. RefSeq names its product COP9 signalosome subunit 5 (gene cops5). Gene Ontology annotation, molecular function: protein binding; metallopeptidase activity. The record is from RefSeq and is a predicted model, not a curated record. Lineage: Eukaryota; Metazoa; Chordata; Actinopteri; Perciformes; Gasterosteidae.
GGUAUGACCCACUGUCAUGGCUCCCUGACCAAGUGGACGUUAGGGAUCAAACUGUUGGAGAAAUAUAACAUUUAUUCACAUACUUGAGCAGAAAUUUGUGUUUUUAACGACUCCGUAUUUGUUUUGCUUGGACAAUUCGCCAUGGCGGGGACCAGCACGGCUCAGAAGACCUGGGAGCUAUCCAACAGCAUGCAGGAAGUUCAAAGCAUAGACGAAAUCUACAAAUACGACAAAAAGCAACAACAAGAAAUCCUCGCAGCGAAGCCAUGGACAAAGGAUCAUCACUACUUCAAGUACUGCAAGAUCUCCGCCUUGGCCCUGUUGAAGAUGGUGAUGCAUGCGAGGUCCGGGGGGAACCUGGAGGUGAUGGGCCUCAUGCUGGGGAAGGUGGACGGUGAAACCAUGAUCAUCAUGGACAGCUUCGCCCUGCCCGUGGAGGGCACCGAGACCCGAGUCAACGCCCAGGCGGCAGCAUACGAGUACAUGGCGGCCUACAUCGAAAACGCCAAGCAGGUUGGCCGGCUGGAGAAUGCGAUCGGCUGGUACCACAGUCACCCCGGCUAUGGCUGCUGGCUGUCUGGCAUAGAUGUCAGCACCCAGAUGCUCAACCAGCAGUUCCAGGAGCCUUUUGUGGCCGUUGUGAUUGACCCCACUCGGACGAUUUCCGCAGGGAAAGUCAACCUCGGCGCCUUCAGGACCUACCCAAAGGGUUACAAACCUCCUGAUGAGGGACCCUCAGAGUACCAAACAAUCCCCCUGAACAAGAUUGAAGACUUUGGUGUUCACUGUAAACAGUAUUACGCCUUGGAGGUAACUUACUUUAAGUCCUCUCUUGAUCGAAAGCUCCUGGAACUCCUUUGGAACAAAUAUUGGGUCAAUACCUUAAGUUCCUCAAGUCUCCUCACGAACUCGGACUACACCACUGGCCAGGUGUUUGACCUGUCGGAGAAGCUGGAGCAGUCGGAGGCCCAGCUGGGCCGAGGCAGCUUCAUGCUCGGGUUGGACACGCACGACAGGAAGUCUGAGGACAAACUGGCCAAAGCAACACGAGAUAGCUGCAAGACAACCAUAGAGGCAAUUCAUGGCCUGAUGUCUCAGGUCAUUAAGGACAAGCUCUUCAAUCAAAUCAACACGUCUGGCAAUUGAACCUGAACUACGUGCUGAUUUGGAUUUAACCUGGAAGUGUUUUCUUGUGCGUGUCCAGCACUUAUUGGUGUAUUGCUUAUGUUUAACUUCUAAGGGGAGAAUCUUGGGGUUGCUUUUUUUUUUAAAGUUAAAUUUCUUAUUUUGUCCUAGAAACAGUUUGGGGUUAUAGUCAAAAAUAAAAAAUAGCAUCUGC